UUGUACUCAUCGAACGAGAAGUGGUAUAAAAAUGCCGCGAACAUUGAUGCUGACCAACAGAGUUCAAUAACAGCUACUGCUGCGAUCAACAAACAGAACAAUUGCUAAGCGCGGAUCAAAAGGGAGCAAAGCAGUGCAGAACAAUUGUUGUUGGUCAUUGAUGCUUUGGUGCCUUAACUUCACGCUUAUUUUACUACGAAGAGCUGUUGACAGUGGAAAGCUUUUCGACUGAAUUGUUUGUGCAGACAAACGACACCACCAACAGUUGGAUUAUUGUAGCUGUUGAAUUGAAAUUAAAUAAAAUAAACUAAAACUCAACGAACCGGGCCAAUUAAACGAAAUUUAAACAGAGCAUUAAAUUAGCAGUAAAAUCGCAGCUGGAAAAUUUGCUGAGUUUUCGGCCGUUGAAAGAAGUGUUGAUUACUGAUCAAUUUUACAGUUUUUUUAUUAAAAUUUUUGGGCCUUUGGUGUAAUGGCUGCUAGUACUAGCAAAGUUUUGGAGUUGCUGCUGCUGUUAUUGCCACUGCUAGUUUGUACUAAUAAGUGCGUUUCAGCAGCGAUUUUAGCGCCCAUGCGUGACGUGGCGCCCAACGAAGACAUCGGCAGCAAUGUACUCGCAAAUCUCGAAUUGGAGGCCUAUUAUGAGCGACAACAGCAGCGCGAUAUGAGUCAAACCUUCAACAUGGACGAGGAACUCGAGGACGAAAGUGAAGAUGAUGAAUUCUGUGUGUGGCAUAAAUGUGAUAACGAUCUGCGCGAGCCACGUGGCUUCAAGAAAUACUUUGACUUCUCAUUCCUGAAGAAAUUCAUGAGCCACUUAAAUCCCUUUGGCAUGUCGCGCAUGAACAUGAACUUCUAUCUUUUCAAACAGGACUUUCCCGAUUGUGGGCGCGAGCUGCGCAUAAACGAUAAGCGCGAAGAUAUACUGGGUGCAGGUUUUAAUCCCAGACACCAAACACGCAUCAUCAUUCACGGCUGGAUGAGUCAAUCUCGCGGCUCCUUCAAUCGCGACGUUAAAAAUGCCUACCUCAAACGCGGCGACUACAACGUAAUUGUCGUCGAUUGGAGUGCCAGCGCUACCAAUGUCAAUUACUUUGCGGUCGUCAAAAUGAUUGAAGGCUUUGGCGCACAAGUGGCACGCUUCACACAACACCUCAAGCGCACCGUUAACGCCGAUUAUGAUGAUAUGUACUUGAUUGGUCACUCGCUUGGCGCGCAAAUCGCUGGUGCUGCGGGCAAGCUCAUUAAACCGGCGCGUUACAACACCAUCUUCGCAUUAGAUCCGGCUGGUCCAAAAUUCCGUCAUCGCAGUGCCGAAUUUCGCAUUGAUCCUUCCGAUGCCAAGUACGUCGAAUCUAUACAGACAAGCGGCAAUUUGGGUUUCCUCGAACCGACCGGUAAUGCCACCUUCUACCCGAACUAUGGAUUAUACCAGCGUAGUUGCUACUAUGUGGGCUGCUCACAUAUACGCGCCUACAAAAUGUUUGCCGAAUCCAUUAUAACCGAUGUGGGUUUCUGGGGUACGCGCUGUGAACGUCGUGAACCGGAAUGGGAGUGCAAUGAAAAGGCGCCUUCGAAUGAUUUAUAUCGCAUGGGUGGAGAGCCAGUGCAAGAGAAAAGUGGCAUAUUCUAUGUUAAAACGAAUAAAAGUGCGCCGUUUGCGUUGGGACGAAAUUGGCAAGAUGCGGAAUGAGUAUGAGAAAGUCGAAUAAAUAUAGGGAAUUUUCUAUUAGAUAGUAAACAUUAAAAAAUGUGAUAUUUUAGGUGAAUUUGAAAUUUAAUAUCACUUUUUUAUAUUCAUAUUGAA
Molecule: messenger RNA, 1807 nt
Organism: Anastrepha obliqua
Lineage: Eukaryota; Metazoa; Arthropoda; Insecta; Diptera; Tephritidae
Product: phospholipase A1-like
Exons: 3
Coding region: 473-1693 (406 amino acids)
Biological process (GO): lipid metabolic process
Molecular function (GO): lipase activity
Source: RefSeq, a predicted model, not a curated record